AUGGCAUUGGCACCGUCAGCCUCCGGUUUCAAAACUCCGUCAACAGGCCCCUUGCUCAUCUUCGUCCUCGGCCCACCCGCAGCAGGCAAAAGCACGCUGUGCGAAGCCAUCACUGCAGGGUAUAAUCUCGAUCACUUCUCCAUAGGGGAUGAGAUGCGCUCCCUCGUUUCUUCACAACCUACCGGCAACGCCGCGCGCAUCAAGCCCAAAUUCUCAGCCUCGGAGCUCGAAAUCUUCACAAAGAGCGUCCGAGCCGGAACGCUGGGCCCAGUGCAUCAGACGCCGAUGUACGUCAAAGAGCGCAUAUUUCCCGAGGGCACGGAUCCCAAGCAUGUCAAGAUCUUGAUCGAUGGGUUUCCGAGGCAGGUAGAUCGUUGGGAAGCGUUCAAGGAGAGUUCGAGAGGUUUGUGGGAACCUAAUACGGCCAUUGCUCUCAUCAUGGCAGUGGACAGAGACUUGGCGCGUGAGAGGUUUGUGGCUCGGGGAAGAGCUGGAGAUGUGUUUGAGAAGCGCUUCGAUGAUUACAAGGCGACGAUUGGGGAUAUUGUGAAUGCCAUGCGUGGGGAUGGCGUGAGUAUAUAUGAGCAUUGGGCUUCGGAAAGUGCAGGUGCAGAUGAUAUGCUAAGUUUUUUGGAGAUGGAUGAAGAAUGGGUUGGUAUUGUUGGUGAGCGUGUGGAUAGAGCAAUAAUUGAAAUGUUUUCGACUGUCUUUGUUGUUCGUGCAUCGUUGCAAAGUGCGACGUAUGGAUACGGAAUGACCCGAAGUGUGCAUUCGGUUGGGCAAGAUGAAUGUCAUCUCGUGGCAAAGGUGGAACGUCAUCACGCAGGGCCCGAAAAAAGUUGUCGGCGGAAUAUUCAUCCCACCUUCAACCCCGCGCGUCACAUCCCCCUCCUCCCCGCACACAACAUGGAGGACGACCGAGCAGCAACAAACUUAGGACCUGAAGCGGAGGUAGACAUUGCUGAGGUCACUGUGCCCGUACAAAAGCAACCAAAGCGGCGGUUCGUGGGCAGGAAGACGGCGGAGAGGACUGGCCAAGAUGCGGCGGCCGACCCAAAUGCGAAUAUCGAAGACUCGAGUGCGAUACAAGUCGCUCAACCCCGCCGUGCUGCGCGCGCGUUGAAUGCGAUUCCUGAUGCCAUACUCCACGACCCGGAAAUCAACGACGCGAUUGCGCUCCUCCCUCCAAACUACAAUUUCGAGAUUCACAAAUGCAUACACCGCAUACGAACAUCGGGCGCCAAGUCGAUCGCAUUGCAGUUUCCUGAAGGACUGCUGCUGUUCGCCACGACCAUAUCCGAUAUCCUCACCCGAUUCUGUCCCGGUACCUCGACACUGAUAAUGGGCGAUGUCACCUAUGGCGCAUGCUGCAUCGAUGACUAUACAGCACGAGCGCUGGGAUGCGAUCUCCUCAUUCAUUAUGCGCACAGCUGCCUCAUACCAGUAGCCGUGACCAAGAUUGCGACACUGUACAUUUUUGUCUCCAUCAGCAUCGACACGGAACACCUCAUCAACACCAUCACAGAGAACUUUCCCGUAGGCAAAACCAUUGCACUCGUUGGUACUAUACAAUUCAAUGCAACCAUACACGGCAUCGUGCCAAUAUUGCGACGGGAAGGUUAUACCCCCAUAGUCCCGCAAAUCGCACCUCUGUCCAAAGGAGAGAUCCUUGGCUGCACAUCUCCAUCUAUGGCCAUCAAACCAGGGCAACUUAAUGCUAGAGGUAAAGAGGAGGAGGUUCCAGACCUGAUACUGUAUCUGGGUGACGGCCGCUUCCACCUAGAAAGCGCCAUGAUCGCGAACCCUUCACUGCCUGCCUACCGUUAUGAUCCAUAUUCUCGCCGUCUCACGCACGAAGUCUACGAACACGAUUCGCUGUACGAUCUCCGUCGGACAGCGAUUCUCACAGCUCGGAAAGCUCGGACAUGGGGCAUUAUCUUGGGAUCCUUGGGCCGUCAAGGAAACCCCCACACAUUAGCACUCAUCGAGAGCGAGCUUGCACGGCAAGGCAUCAAGUCCGUCAACUUACUCAUGUCAGAAAUCUUCCCAGGAAAAUUAGCCAUGAUGUCAGACGUUGAGGCAUGGGUGCAAAUCGCAUGCCCUAGACUGAGCAUCGACUGGGGCUACGCGUUCCCACGACCUCUUCUCAGUCCGUACGAAGCCCUUGUCACGCUUGGUGUGCGAGACGCGCCAUGGCUCAAUGAGGAUGGAACAAAAGGAAAGAUACAAGAGAGAGAAAAGAAGAAUUUGUAUCCCAUGGACUUUUAUGCAAAGGAGGGCCUUGGCCGUACCACGGCAGACCACGUUAGGGCAGUCGAAGCGGAAGUUCAAGCAUGA
This is a messenger RNA of Plenodomus lingam JN3, 2337 nucleotides long. RefSeq names its product Diphthamide biosynthesis protein 1 (gene DPH1). Gene Ontology annotation, biological process: protein histidyl modification to diphthamide. Gene Ontology annotation, molecular function: 2-(3-amino-3-carboxypropyl)histidine synthase activity. NCBI's taxonomy places the organism in Eukaryota, Fungi, Ascomycota, Dothideomycetes, Pleosporales, Leptosphaeriaceae. The record is from RefSeq and is a predicted model, not a curated record.